Molecule: messenger RNA, 691 nt
Organism: Glycine soja
Lineage: Eukaryota; Viridiplantae; Streptophyta; Magnoliopsida; Fabales; Fabaceae
Exons: 4
Coding region: 88-318 (76 amino acids)
Source: RefSeq, a predicted model, not a curated record
UUUUAGAUUAAAUAGAUAUUGGAAGAGAAAGUGAAGCCCAGAUCAGAACAGAACACAGACAAACAGAGGAAGAGAGAAAGACCCAAGAUGGGCCUUUGCUUUGGUUGCUUCGGCGUAGACAAACGCAUGAGCAAGGAAGAAGAGAGAUUGGCCUCUGAAGAAGCGCGUGCCAAAGCUGCUGAAGCCGCACAGAAAAGGCAAGAGCAAUUUGAGAAUUCUGCAGCAGGACGAGCUGCUCGUGCACAGCAACAAGCAAUGGCAAAGCAAUCUGCAAACGCCAACAAAGGCGAACCAGUUCUAAAGUGGCAAAUGGGUUGAGGUUAGACAAUCUGUCUGUUGGAGUUAACUUUUUAUUACGUGUAAGUAUCGAUGACAGGUCCAACCAGAAUUCUAUGCUCUGCAUGCUUCCCUUGUUCCGAAGAUGUGAAGAUCUUUUCUGCAAUAAUUGUAUCACAAGUGCAAUUCGUUGUUUUCCAGACCAAGAAAUAGUGUUUGAUUGUAAAUUUGUAAAUACAUCGUGGUGAACGGAAACGGGGAUAAGUUGAGAUGGUAGUUUCAUUUGAUUUUUCUUACCAUCCAUUGCAUGACAUUUCAGCAACUCCAUUUACUUAACCAGCUUUAAGAACCUUACAUAUACGAAUGAGUGAAGUGUAGCCCUUAAAAUGAUAACUCUAAUAUUUAUUUUGCACGA